UUAAUAUUUAUUUUAAUGGGUUUGAUAAAUAAAUUCAAGAUACGCGCCUUCAGAAAUUUCAGGAGAAUCCAAAGUUUAAAUCGGAGCAGCUUGUUUGGAUGUCUGGCCUGUUUUAUAAGCCAGUGAAGACGUAUGUGGUCAGCUAUUUGGAUGAAUAUUAGUGAUAACGUCGGGGUCGAAGAUGUUGACCUUGGACUUUGAGAAUUGGGUUUUGAAAUAUUUAGAAGGUAGGUUAGUUUUGAGGGUUGAUAAAAUGAAAACGGCAAUACAUAGUGUAGUAUCUGAGAACUUUAGUUAUCUAAGAAUGGAACUACAAGCGAUUCCACCUUUAGUUUUGCAUCCUCCCAUGACGGAGAAAAUACUGGGGAUGAAGAUAUUGCAGCAUGUUUUUAAGAAGUUGAAGCAAAGUGAUGGGUCUAAAUUUGACUUUCAAAUUGAAAAUGAGGUUUGAGAAAUCUUCAGAACUUGGACUGAUGAAGUUGUCCAAGAUUUCUUGGAAGAGCGUUGGGAGUGGCAUCAGAUGCUUACAGCAAGCGAUUUUCUUUCUUUAAGGCACAUUAGAGAUCAAUUACCCCAAGAUCUGGUUGAUGCUUAUGAUAAGUUCCAACUUCCAAGAGCAAGUUGACAAGUAUUUGAGUCCAGUCCAAGCUAGAAAGGCAUUAGAGAAAGAAGAAAGGAUAGUGGAGGAGGAAGAGGAACGGAAAUAUGCCAAGAGCACGGUUGAGGAUUUGACGAGGCUGUGUAUGAAAGUUGAUGCACCAAUAGAACUUGUCAGGAAGGCAGUCAAGAUGGUUGGUUUUACAAAUAACAUGGGUCGCCCUGGAUCGAUGAAGUUACUCAUUGCUCUUGAAGAUACUGAUAUUAUCAAGUGGUAUGCAGGUGUAGGGAGAAGGUGGCUUGAUUUCUUCUGCUGCUGUCACAACUUCAAGAUGGUUAAAACUGUAGUAACUUAUCACUUGAGGUUCUCUUGCAUUUUGACACUAGCAGAGAAGCAUGAAUCAACCAAGCGUGAAGCCAUAAAGCAUUACACUAAAGAUUUGAAGGUCUCUGAUUUUAAAGGAAAUGAAGAAGUGUACUUCCCCACAGAAAGAGAGGUUAAAAUGAUGGGAGAUCAAAAUAUUUCGGAUCCAAGGCAUGUUGAUGGGGCUUUAUCUUUGGCUUUGAUCAGGUUGGCUUCUGAUGAGCCUUAAUGUUCUUGAUCGGUCAUUUCUAUGACAAAAUGGAUACUGUUUAUUAUCGGGUACGGUUACUACA
Molecule: messenger RNA, 1254 nt
Organism: Quercus lobata
Lineage: Eukaryota; Viridiplantae; Streptophyta; Magnoliopsida; Fagales; Fagaceae
Product: nuclear intron maturase 3, mitochondrial-like
Exons: 1
Coding region: 588-1190 (200 amino acids)
Biological process (GO): homing of group II introns; mitochondrial mRNA processing
Cellular component (GO): mitochondrion
Molecular function (GO): RNA-directed DNA polymerase activity
Source: RefSeq, a predicted model, not a curated record